Messenger RNA from Anarrhichthys ocellatus (wolf-eel), 1146 nucleotides. It is a transcript of the gene ier2a, whose product is annotated as immediate early response 2a. The transcript has a single exon. Lineage: Eukaryota; Metazoa; Chordata; Actinopteri; Perciformes; Anarhichadidae. The record is from RefSeq and is a predicted model, not a curated record. Bases 138 to 704 code for a protein of 188 amino acids.
CGUCGACGAGGUGAUAAGUAGUUGUCCUCCACACAGUCUGUAUUGUGUCUGUGUGUGAAGUCAGCGGGUGGAGACUGAACUCACAAACAUUAACCUGUGAUUGUUUGUCCUGGACUAAUUUCAAAACAAGCUGUGACAUGGAGGUCAGCGUGGAGGCCAAGAGGAUCAUGGUCGUGGCUUUGGGGAAACUGUACAGCUCGCGCACCCAGAGAGGGGGUAUCCGUCUCCACCGGAGCCUCCUCCUGACUAUGGUAAUGAAAUCCGCCCGGGACAUGUACCAUGCGGCUCAGGCGACGGCGGAAAGUGUAGCAGCAGGAUACGAACAACAACAGUCCACGGCCGAGGGGACCACGGAGCCCGUUGGCGCUCACAGUGAGCUCCCGGUUACCGCUUCGCUUGCCACCGGAAAGCCUCGGACUUCAACCCGAGAGGAGGUCGUAACCCCCCCCACCGAGCUCCGCCGUGACGCAGAUAACAAGGAGAAUCUGUGCCCGACUGGCGCGGCACAGCACUCGAGGAAAAGACGGGGCAAAGCGGCCAUGGAGCCGGACUUCCUGCCGUGCAAGAAAGCAAAACUCGAGCAGGCAGUGUGCCCUCAACAGCUCAGCGUGAGCUCAGUUUUGCUGGACUAUGUGAACUGCAGCAGUAACCUGGGAGCAGCCCCAUCCCCCAUCCCUCUACAGAGAGCCAUUGCAGCGUGUUGAAACCCGGCCCAGAUUAAAGGCAUUGAACUUUAACGACGCGGCCUCGGCGCGUGAACGCGCCCACAGAGGGGCCUCUUCAAGGGUUGUCUGAAUGAACACCCGGGGCAGUGUGUUCAGAGAGUCCCGAGCAUGGCUGUGAACAAGCCGGGGCAUGUUCCAGGAAACACCGAAGCAGCCCAGUGGUGUGUCAUAGCCCCAGUGACUUUUGGCCUAAUUACUGGCCACACAGCUCACUACAACCGGCUUCAGCUGGGAGGGAACACGGUUCAUCUGGAUGAGGCCUUGAGCCGCUUUAAUGAACAUUUACAGCUCAACAAAUGUUAUUGUGAGUGUGUGGACCAGUGCUGAAUGAAGACUGGAAAUGUGUUGAAUAAUUCAAAUGUAAAACAUUCAAUGACAGCUACCUCAGUAUUUAUUAAACAUGUUUGUACUCAAAUCUGAA